AUGCGAUUGCGGCCGAGUGUGAUAUCUCCCACGAAGAGGCCUCGAAGCAGAUUUGGUACGAAUCCAAGGAAACUGUCCAACGCAAACUCUUUAUGCUAACGAAAGUUUUACGCAGGUUGAUCGACAAGCCAGGCCUCCUCACGACUGAGACGGAGCUCUCCGACGCGCAGAGAGGCUUCGCUAAGGACGCUUCCUCCUGGAACGACCGGGGCAGGGACCUCCUCUCCGUCGUGAAAGCCGUCCGGCCCAACGUGCUCAUCGGGACGUCGACCGUCCCCGGCGCGUUCACGGAAGAGAUUGUAAAGGCCAUGCACGAGCACGCGCCCCGGCUAAUCAUCCUGCCCCUCUCCAACCCAACGCGCCUGCACGAAGCCACGCCCGCCGACCUGCUGAAGUGGACGGAUGGCAAGGCCCUCGUGGCCACCGGCUCGCCGUUCGAUCCUGUCUCAGGCCCGUGGGGUGCAAACGGCGAGGAUGUCUCAAUCGACAUUGCCGAGUGUAACAACUCUGUCGUGUUUCCCGGGAUCGGCCUGGGCUGUGUGCUGUCCCGCGCGAGGCUCCUCACCGAUCGGAUGCUCGUGGCCGCGGUCGAGGCUGUGUCGUCGAUGAGCCCUGCGCUCCAGGACCCAACCGCCCCUCUCCUCCCGGGGGUGUUGUCUGUCAAGGAGAUCAGCGUCCGGGUGGCGAGGAGCGUGAUCAAGGAGGCUGUGGACGAUGA
Messenger RNA from Clonostachys rhizophaga, 718 nucleotides. The record is from the annotation of a GenBank genome assembly. Lineage: Eukaryota; Fungi; Ascomycota; Sordariomycetes; Hypocreales; Bionectriaceae.